GAGCAAACGCUCAGUGCUUGGAUGACUCGCUGACCAUCGUCGAUACCCCCAAAAAAAAAGAAAAAGAGAAUUUUUUUUUUCUUGGAGUGCACGGUCUUCUCUCUCUCUCUCUUUCUAUACAUACACAAGAGAAUCGGUCACUCUCGCUAGCGUUUUGUUGCUCGCGAGCUUUCCUUCAGCAAAAAUUACUCCUGCGAGCGCCGUGUUUCUCGCUAAGUCGCCAGGUUGAGUUGAGGUGGUGAGCUUCUGAAAGAUUUUGAGACGGUGAUAACUAUGGAGUCCAACUUUACUGGAUCUACUCAUGCUGCGGAUGAUUUCGAGACCAAUAGCCUCGCUCACCCAGCAAAUUCAGAUCAUCCCUCGAAUCUCUUGGAUGGAUUCGACAUAAAUAAUUUUUACGUUGAUUUCAACUCCACAGAAAUUACCUCUCUCCUUUACCAAACUGAACCUGCUUAUGACAACCCAUCUGCUGCAGUUAACCUUGAUGGAGACUUUGAUUUUCCAUCCACGGAUGUGAGUUCCAAGGAUGCCUCGCUGCAACAUUCUACGAUCUCCAAUGGAAGCCCAAGUCAAGGGGGGGAAUCUUUCUCCCCUCCCUCUGAUUACAGCAACUCGACAGAUCCUGUUCUCCGGUACAUACAUCAGAUGCUUGAGGAGGAGAAUGUGGAAGAGCAACCCUGGAUAAGUCCUGAUGAUUUUGCUCUACAAGAUACAGAGAAAUCCUUGUAUGACUUGCUCGGUGAGAAUUCUACUUUUUCUCCUGAACCGGCUGUACAAUUCGACAUCAAUCAGUUCAUUGACAGCCCAAGCAGCAACUCUUAUGAAAAUAGCAGCGAUCAAGGUGGUGAUGGCACUACUGACACCAGAACCAACUGUAGCCAGUUUUCUGGUCCUAAUUCACCAGAUAAUCCUGAAGGAAAAAACCAGGCUGUCCUUCAGGGCCCAUAUCCUGGUAAUGGGGUCUUGCCGUCGAAUAUGGGUACCAGUUCCCAGCUGCAUACCAAUCCGAUGAGCAGCUUGCAGCAUCAAGAUGAGUUCAGUGAUUCCUUCCCAAGCGAUCUCCUGGUUAGCAAUAUGUUCAGCAACAGUAAUUCUAUUCUGCAGUUUAAUAAAGGUUUGGAGGAGGCCAGGAAAUUCCUGCCCAGUAGCAUCCAAUUAACGAUCAAUCAGGAGGAUUACAAGUCGGCUCCAAAUGUCAGAGAGCCUGGAGAGAAUGGCACUGAUGAUGGGAAGAGUGUGAAGAGUCGCUCAGAGAGUGGGUCAUGGGGGAGAAAGAAUCACGAGAGAGAUGAUGAGAGUUUCGAAGAAGGGCGAGCCAAUAAGCAAUCGGCAUCAUAUACAGAAGAUGGUGAGCUUUCUGAAAUGCUUGAUAAGGUAUUGCUCGGCUGCGGUUUAGGGGGUCAAAUGUCGGGGUGCACACCCGAGAACAUGAGCCAAUCCAAGGGCCCACCUGGUCCAAAGGGUGGCAGGGUUCGCCGUAAGAAGGGAAAUAAGAGCACAGCAGACUUGAGGAGUCUUCUGAUUCUCUGCGCCCAAGCUGUCUCUGCUAAUGACUUCAGGACAGCUUAUGAACUGCUAAAGCAAAUUAGACAAGAUUCUUCUGCCUCUGGUGAUGGCUCUCAAAGAUUGGCGCAUUACUUUGCCAAUGGGCUGGAAGCACGCCUUGCAGGCAGUGCCGGUGAUAGACAAACCUUUUUCUAUUCUUCCGAAUUGCAGAAGAGGACAGUAGCUGAUAAGUUGAAGGCAUACCAGCUUCAUCUUUCGGCCUGUCCAUUUAAGAAAUUGCCCAUCCUCUUCGCAAAUGUCGUUCUUCUCAAGAUUGCAGCUACAGCGAAGGUGCUUCAUAUUAUAGACUUUGGAAUCUCUUUUGGUUUUCAAUGGCCAAUCCUUAUCCAGGAGCUCUCAAAAAGAGAUGGUGGACCUCCUGAGCUGCGAAUUACUGGAAUUGAGAUUCCACAAUCUGGCUUUCGUCCUGCCGAGAGAAUCGAGGAGACAGGUCGUCGUUUGGCUAAGUAUUGCGAGCGCUUUAAGGUUCCCUUCGAGUUCCAUGCGAUACCAUCAAGGAACUGGGAGUGUAUCAGAGUUGAGGAUCUCAAGAUCCAAAGUGGCGAGAUCGUUGCAGUGAAUUGUCUCUCUCGAUUUAAGAAUCUUUAUGAUGAGACGGUUGAGGUGGAUUGUCCACGAGAUGCUGUCUUGAGGCUAAUCAGGAGUAUAAAACCAGACGUCUUUGUUCAUGGCAUAAGUAACGGAUCCUAUAAUGCGCCCUUUUUCUUGACUAGAUUCCGUGAGGCUCUUUUUCAUCUGUCUGCAAUAUAUGAUAUGUUAGAUGCUACUGUACCCAGUGACAAUGACCAAAGGGUAGUCGUGGAGAGAGAGUUCUAUGGACGGGAAAUUAUGAACGUCGUGGCAUGUGAAGGCUUGGAGAGGAUUGAGAGGCCUGAGACAUAUAAGCAAUGGCAAGUUCGCGUUGCCAGGGCUGGUUUCACACAGCUUCCUCUAGAUCAGGAGGUCAUGGAGAUGGCUAGAACUAAGAUGAGCAGACACUACCCCAAGGAUUUUGUGCUUGCUGAAGAAAGCAAGUGGAUGCUGCUUGGUUGGAGGGGCCGGAUAAUUAGUGCUUGCACUUGUUGGGUGCCCAUAUAGAUUACUCCCAAGGCAUGUUUUCUAACUUGACGACUGGCAAUUGGUGAGAUUCUUGCUGAACUGCCGGGCCAGGAGCACAUGUGAGAGAGAGGCUGAGGUAAUGCUAAUCUUCAGAUCACUUGAAGGAGCAAAUACACUGAUGUGAAAUGGGCUGCAAACUGUUGCAACAAAAGAAGAAUAUCACAAGAGAUGAAUCUUAAGUGAUUGCUAUUUUGGGAGGAACUAUGACAGAUAAAACUGUUGUUACAAGGAUCUCAAUCGAGGGAUUGGGAGCAUUUGUGCAAUUUUAUUUCUGGCAGUGGUGGUCAAAAGGAUUUGGUUAUCUAUGUAGUGCAGUGCCAACUUUAUACGUUUUCUUGUUUGUUGGUGUUUGUAAGUUUUGGGCAGUAUAAUUGACUUAUAUCUGCUGUUCCAGUACAAUAUCUGGGAUAUGCUUAUGAUUUAGGUCAAAGAAUUAUGGUGUCAAUAACAUCGCUAGAUAUGUCGAAGUAGACUCUUAGCCUUACCCAAGGCCCACGAGGUCUUCCAUUAUUGAUUUAUUUCAAGUGCAUGGUA
Messenger RNA from Eucalyptus grandis, 3198 nucleotides. Its product is annotated as scarecrow-like protein 34. NCBI's taxonomy places the organism in Eukaryota, Viridiplantae, Streptophyta, Magnoliopsida, Myrtales, Myrtaceae. The transcript has 3 exons. Bases 274 to 2643 code for a protein of 789 amino acids. Gene Ontology annotation, molecular function: sequence-specific DNA binding; DNA-binding transcription factor activity. Gene Ontology annotation, cellular component: nucleus. Gene Ontology annotation, biological process: regulation of DNA-templated transcription. The record is from RefSeq and is a predicted model, not a curated record.